AUGUCAAUUGAUUAUAGUAUUUGUGUUGGCUUUCAUAAACAAUACAAAUUUUGUGAACAAAAAAUUCUUGAUGAUGAUUCUCUUACAGAAGAAGAAAAAACUGAAGCAAUAAGAAAAAAUAAUAAAUCUUAUGACCGAGAUAAAAUUCUUUAUAAUUCAGGAACGAGAAGAAUUUGUGAACAUUGUAACCAAAAAUGUUUAGCUACAUUAUAUUGUGAAUAUUGUGUUCGAAAUUAUUUAAGAGCAAAUUUUCCAAAUUGGACAUCUGGAAAUAAUGAUAUCGAUAAUUUAAUAAAAAAUUGCCAAACGGAAACACUUAGACCAAAUGUUAUUAUUGAAUGGAUCCCAUUUAAUAACUUACAAAAUAUUGAAUAUCUGACAAAAGGUGGGUUCUCAGAGAUUUACACAGCAAAAUGGAUUGAUGGUCAAUAUGAAGAAUGGGAUUCUAAAGAACAACAAUUAAUAAGAUUUGGAAUUCAUAAA
Molecule: messenger RNA, 483 nt
Organism: Rhizophagus irregularis DAOM 181602=DAOM 197198
Lineage: Eukaryota; Fungi; Glomeromycota; Glomeromycetes; Glomerales; Glomeraceae
Source: RefSeq, a predicted model, not a curated record